ACUUCCGGAAAGACGGGUAUCUUUUACUUUUUUUGGCAAAUUGGCAAUAUUGACAAAUUAUUUUAUUUUGAUUUUUGGGCAACAUUGACAAAAUGAUUAUAAAAUUCUGGUAAAAAAAAUUACGGAUUUCUUUUUUUCUUUUUUCCCUUACUUGGUUUUGUGUAACAACAUGAUCCUUUCGUACCAGUUUUGGGAAAAAUGUUACGGAAGAUUCGGAAUUUCAUUCAAAUGAUACGUUCAGAUGAUCGGAUGAAUCCAAAAUAGUACAGAUCCACAUUGCGUAUACAUAAUAAAUAUCCGUACCUUCAUUCUUAGAAGAAAAAAUUUUCCUUUAUUAUUAUGGCUGCGAAACACUUAAUUUCAGAAUGUUUAGAAAAGAUUUUUUCUAACCUUUUAGAUAAUAAUAAUCGUAAUCAUAAAUCAACCAAAGAUAUACAUUCCUUACAUUCUUGCACAUUAGUUUCAAGACAUUGGUGUAGAAUCUCAACACCAUUCUUAUAUUCUUAUCCAUUUCAUUAUUUUUAUCAUCGUAAUUCGAAUAAUUCGAACAAAUCAUCUUAUUUUAAAUUGAUUCGUACAUUAUUAGGUUGUAUUCCAAAAUCUAUUAAAAUAUAUUCUAAAACAUUGUAAUAAUUUAACAGUGUUAGAU
This is a messenger RNA of Rhizophagus irregularis DAOM 181602=DAOM 197198, 649 nucleotides long. NCBI's taxonomy places the organism in Eukaryota, Fungi, Glomeromycota, Glomeromycetes, Glomerales, Glomeraceae. The record is from RefSeq and is a predicted model, not a curated record.